Vitrella brassicaformis is the source of this 1593-nucleotide messenger RNA. The record is from the annotation of a GenBank genome assembly. Lineage: Eukaryota; Vitrellaceae.
UUAACGGCUAAGUAAAGAGCUGCGGCGUCCCCUGUGUUUGUGGCACUCGCCCGGACUGAUAGACAGGUGCGGCCACUUGAGGUGCUUGAGCCGCUCCACUUGUGUGCCCUUGACCUCCCCAGAAGACGUGCCUAUACACACACACACACACACACACACACACACGAGGCUGAGCCCUCCGAAAGAGGCCAGUGUCCCUACCUACCUACCGGUAUUCCUGCAUGGCACUGCAUGGCCAGCACAGCAAGACGACCCAACAAUCGCCGCAGCCGUCGCUCGCCUCGAUGUCGUAAUGGCUAUGAGUGGAUACACACACAGACGCACACACACACACACACACACACAUGGUACACCAGACAGACAUACAAACCAGAGCGAUGAGCCUGCCUGCCUGGUGUGACUGACUGACCUUCGGAGUUUGCUCCGAUAGUUACGGUAGAGGCCACACAUGAAGAAGCCGACAAUGAGAGGCGCCAGUAGGGACAGACACCUGAGGUGUGCCUCUCUCCUGGAGAAGAAGAUGGUGAAGAUGGUGACGUAGAGCCACAGGGGCAUGAUGCAAAAGUAGAGCACACCCCACCGCACGUCCAUGACGCCCGCGCCCGCCACCGCCCGCGCCUACACACAUAACCCCAUUGAAGGUGCAGUGCACUCAUGGCAUGGCCAUCAUGGAGCUGUCUGUCUGUCUGUCUGUCUGUGGGAUCGUCGUCUGCUCUGUACUCGAUGGACAGACAGACAUACCGACAUACCGACAUACCGACAUACCUUGAGGUAGCCUCUGCAGAAAAAACGACAGACAGACAAACCAGGGCGUGUUUGCUUAGUGUAGUGUAUUUGGUGGAUGCAUCCAUCGCUUCUUACAGAAUGGGUGCGAAGAGCCAUCCGACGGUUCCCAGCAUACAGGUGGGCAAAUGUGAGAAGCAGCUGAACAGACCGACGUUCCACCGACUUAUAGCACACCCAUCCAUCCAUCCAUCCAUCCAUAGAUAGAUAGAUAGAGGCAGCGAAUGUCAGUCGUCACACAACCGUCCUCUUUGGCUGCACACGGUCCGUAUGAGUACCUCUGCCAGUCCGUCUCGCAUUGCUCCGGCCGUCACGGUGUCGGGAGGAAGGGACAAGGCGGAAUGGAAUGCACGCGCCUGUGGCUGCACGGACUUCCGAAGGGGCCGUCGUGGUGUCAGCUUGACGCCCGGCAGGAAGAGCGCGAAUGUAGAGCUUGUUGCCUUUGAAGACCUGGUUGUUGAGCUCGCGGACGGCACGCUGCGCCUCCUCAACACUCUCAUACUCACACACACUGACACACACACAGAGAAAGAGAUAGAGAAAGAAAUACGAAGUUACAGAAACCAAGCAGUGUAAUUGCCCGACCUCCCCGGUCUGGCUGUUAGUCUGUCUGUCUGUCUUUGCUGUGUGGCCUGCUCACGCAGAUGAGAUGAUUUUGAGGAUCUUUAGCCUCACGACUUGGCCUGCGUGGCCCAUGUGUUCAGCGAGCUCCGCCUGCGUGGCCGUCCUGGGCACGUGUUGCAGCCAUAAUCUGCCACCCCCGCCACAUGCCAAGAGGCGUGCCAGGACUGUGGAGAGGGCUGCGCCCAU